Molecule: messenger RNA, 5367 nt
Organism: Sitophilus oryzae (rice weevil)
Lineage: Eukaryota; Metazoa; Arthropoda; Insecta; Coleoptera; Curculionidae
Gene: Vps15
Product: phosphoinositide 3-kinase regulatory subunit 4
Exons: 22
Coding region: 94-4164 (1356 amino acids)
Biological process (GO): late endosome to vacuole transport; protein targeting to vacuole; protein phosphorylation
Cellular component (GO): nucleus-vacuole junction; phosphatidylinositol 3-kinase complex, class III, type II; phosphatidylinositol 3-kinase complex, class III, type I
Molecular function (GO): protein binding; ATP binding; protein serine/threonine kinase activity
Source: RefSeq, a predicted model, not a curated record
UCGAACGCUAUUUAUCAGCUGUUCAAUAUCAAAAACUUCUCCAAAAUAAACAGUUCCAUUUAUUUUUAAUUAUUCAGUGUUAUUAUAGUGAAAAUGGGAAAUCAGCUGGUAGGAAUAGCCCCCUCGCAAAUAUUUCCAGUCGAGUGGUACCUCAAGGACCAUCCAGAAUUGAAAUUCGACGCCAGCUUGGGAAGCACAAGAUUUCUUAAGGUUGCUCGUGCAGAAUCUCAAGAAGGUCCGGUAGUAGUAAAAGUAUUUGCAAUACAUGACCCAUCAUUACCGCUUCAAAGUUAUAAAGAUCAUCUAGACGAGAUACGAAAAAAGUUAUCAAGUGCUGUUAAUUGUACCCCUUAUCAGAAGUUUAUAUUAACAGAAAAAGCUGGAUUAAUUAUGAGAGAAUAUGUUAAAUACAGUUUAUAUGAUAGAAUUAGUACCAGACCAUUUUUGACUGUUAUAGAAAAAAAAUGGAUAACUUUUCAAAUUUUGUAUGCUUUACACCAGUGCCAUAAGGUUGGGGUAUGUCAUGGCGAUAUAAAGCUAGAAAACAUCACAGUUACAUCAUGGAACUGGGUAAUGUUAGUUGAUUUUGCUUCUUUUAAGCCAACAUUUUUGCCUAUCGAUAAUCCUGGUGAUUAUUCAUAUUUUUUUGACACAUCAAGAAGAAGAACAUGUUACAUAGCUCCAGAAAGAUUUUCAAGUGCUACAAAUUUAUCUUUGAAUGAAAGUAGUGCUCUUAUUGCAGAAAGUACUUGUGAUUCGGGUGAUUUAACACCGGCAAUGGAUAUUUUUUCAGCAGGAUGUGCUCUCUUGGAGUUAUGGAACGAACUCCAUUUUCCUUUUGACUAUUCCCAAUUACUUGCUUACCGUGCAGGCAAAUACUCUCCUCAAAAGCAUCUCGAUAAAUUAGAAGAUCCAAAUUUACGUGAUCUAAUUUCUAGUAUGAUUGAAAAGGAUCCAUUAAAAAGGCUUUCUGCCGAAGAUUACCUGGAUCAGCACAGGGGAAAACUAUUUCCAGAAUAUUUCUAUUCGUUUUUACAGUCUUAUAUGCUGAUAUUCUCCACCAAUCCCAUUCUGUCACCGGACGAGAAAAUUGCCAGGCUUAAAGGAGAUAUAGCAAACAUUUUUAAAUUUUUAGGGCCUGUUACAAUAACCUCAAACGAAGAUGAAGAACAAGAGUUAGAGUGUGAAGAAAAAAAGGACACAGAAAAAUACCAAGAGAGAGGCGAAUGUGAGGGUCUAGUUCUUAUAAUCUCUCUGGUUAGUUCUUGCAUUCGAGGACUCUAUGAGUGCUCUUCAAAACUUUACAGUCUUGAGAUUUUGCUUGAACUAGCACAUCAUGCCAGUGACGAAACGGUUUUGGAUAGAAUUUUACCCUACAUAAUGUAUCUGGCCCAUGAUAACAAUUCCAGAGUAAAAAUAUCGGCUGUGAAUACUAUCACUAAAUGUCUGGAUUUAGUUCAGAAACUACCUAGAUCAGAUGCUAAUAUAUUUCCUGAGUAUAUUUUACCUGAGUUGGCGCAGUUGGCUACCGAUCCUAAUGUUUGUGUGAGGGCAGCUUAUGCUAAAAAUAUUAACAGUCUGGCAGAAAUAGCCUUACGCUACUUAGAUCAAAUUCAGAACAUCUGGUAUGGCGACGACAAUACAGAAAAACCUGAUGACGAGCACACAUUUAACUAUGAGCUUGAACUACAAGCAUUGCACGAAAUGGUACAACAAACUGUCAGUGCCUUGCUUGCCGACAUGAACAAUAUCGUCAAGCAAGCGUUAAUAAACAGUGGAAUCCAUAAAUUGUGUGUAUUUUUCGGAAAGGCCAAAGCUAACGACGUUAUUUUGUCACAUAUGAUAACAUUUCUAAAUGACAAAGAGGUCCAGUUGAGAAAGUCGUUCUUUGACAACAUUGUAGGGGUCGCUUCGUAUAUUGGAUGGCAUUGUUCAGACAUUUUAAAACCUUUAUUGCUUCAGGGUUUAACAGAUAAUUCCGAGUUUGUCACAAGAAAAGCAAUAAUAGCCAUGACAUCUUUGACUGAAUAUAACCUAGUCAGCAAACAAUCUCUAUGCGAACUGGUUGCUGAGUGUUCUCAUUUCCUGGUUCAUCCAAAUUUAUGGAUUAGAGAAGCAGUGUGUGGAUUUAUAGCAAAAGCAUCCGAAAAACUGUCGGUUUUAGAUGUUCAAUGUAAGGUGAUGCCUUAUUUGGCGGGCUACAUGAAGUAUAGUCUCAUACAAAUUGAAAAGCCUGAACUUUUGUUAGAAUCGCUUGUACCGCCUAUCCCAAGAAGUGUGUUUGAUAAUGUAGUUAACUAUCCCGAUAUAUCGCAGUUAACUGAGAUACUAAGUGAAAGAAAACGUAUAAGGGAUGCUUUGAAAGCAGGGAAAAUACCUAACUAUGAAUACUACAGAGACUUAAGUUCUAGUCUGAAAAACUUAUUUAGAAGACUUGAAGCGAAUGGCAUGACGGAAAGCAUCGAAGAAUAUUUAUUAAAUAUGGCGCCAGAAUUAAAGAAAAUCCAUAUGCAAAAAAUUAAUUCUGAUGCAAGUGCCAAAGUGUUUGAUGGAAGAAAUGAGCUCAGUAUCCUGAAUACCGGCAUUAGAAACAGGGUGUUUCAUUUUAAUAAUCCCCAUAAGAGUGAAUAUUUAAGAGGCCUGCAUAGAACCAACACUCUAGGAUCCAUCGACACCAACGUGAAUUCCGAUUGGAACUACAGUGCCGAAGUAUUGAACAGACAGUCAGAAUCAACCAAUAGCGGAGCUCCAUCGUCACACUCAACCAAUAGCAGGCCUACAUCCCCUCCGCCUGAUCUUCACGUCACGCAGUUCAUCAGCACUACCACUGACGCUUCCAGCUUACAUGAGAAGAGUUACAUUCAAUAUCGACAGUCAACGUGUUAUGUUGAGUUGAACAAACUGAAGAAUAUACAGCAAGAUCAUUAUUACGAAGCUCUGAGAAGCAAAGAAUGGGCCGAACAGGCAGCUUGGAAACCUCAACUACCACCCCCUGGAUGGCAUCCUAGGGGUGUCCUAGUCGCUCAUUUACACGAACACAAAGAAGCUGUUAAUAAGUUAUGCAAAUUUCCAGAUUCUCCAUUUUUUGCCAGUUGUUCUAGUGAUGGCACUGUCAGAUUGUGGGAUUGUUCAAAGUUUGAAGGCAAAAACAUAGCAAACAGGUCAAAACAGCAGUUUAGAUUACCGAAUAGUUCCUGCGUCACGAGUAUAGCUGUGUGCGAUGGAGGUCAGUCUUUGACAACUAGCUGUCAAAGUGGCUGGAUUGGAGUUCUCAGAGUUGAUCCCGCUAGUACCAAAAUGAAUCUGGUUCAAUCCAGACAGUUAGAUUCCUAUGAAGAAGGUUUUGCUGUUGAAAUGCAGUGCUUGGAUCAAGGCAAUCACAGUGUUGUAGUGUACGCAACGCUUUAUGGAGAUUUAGUGGCUUGGGAUCUUAGGCAACCAGGGGUAGCUUGGCGUCUGGAGAACGGUCUCAGACAAGGUGUUAUAACGACGUUUUGUAUUGACGCUCAUCAGAGUUGGCUGGCGCUGGGUACUAGCGAUGGGGUGCACACUGCUUGGGAUCUGAGGUUCAGAUUACCUAUCACAACUAUAAACCUACCUGCCAGUGGGCAAGGUGCUAGAAUAAGAAAAGUAAUCCCGCAUCCGACUGAGCAUUCGUGGUUGAUGUCUAGCGUUCAAGGUAACAACGAAAUAUCGAUGUGGAACCUUGAAACCGGCUCAAGGCAGAAAGUUCUAUGGGGUAGUACCACUCCUCCAUUAUCAAAAUUACAGCACGGAACCCAACAGACUACUCAUAGCGUCUGCGCAAUGCUGGGAGGAUGUAUUGACAGAUCACCUUUCCUGCUUUCUGGUGGCACAGAUCAAAGAUUGAGAUUCUGGAAUCUAGAGAGUCCAACCGAAAGUUAUUUGGCUAUUCCCGCAGCCAUUGAUGCUCCUGGAACUACCUUGACCUACCGUAGCAGGCUUAUUGAUGGGACUGAUGUGAUUUACGAAGAAGCCUCUAACACAAGACCAAAAGACAAAACCGAAGAGGUUCCAAGAGCCGGACCUGAACCCCCUUCAGCGGGCCACAGAGACUGUAUUUCAGACAUAACUAUGUGCAAAGCCAGUCAGUGCUUUGUCAUUACGUCGUCACGGGAUGGGGUCAUAAAAGUUUGGAAAUAAGAAUAACAACGAAAAAGUAAAUAUUUUGCCAGUAGUUUAAAUGUACCGCUAGACAUGAUGCGUUUGAUCAAGUUUUUUGAGCAUGUAUAAUAGCUUAAAAUGUAAGGCGUUUUAUUAUUACAAUAUUAAAAGAGUUACGUCUACAGUGUGCUCAAGAAGUUUGGACACAAAUAUGAAAACAUAUUUAAACAUCUUGAAAUUUUUGAUAAAUCUCUGCAUCUUAGCCAAAUCUGUUCCAAAAUAAAAGUUACUGUUAAAAAGUUACUUCAAAAAAAAAGAUGUUCAGGUUAAAAGGUAGAUAUAUUUAAAACCAGCUACUAUAAAAAAUAUUUUUAUUUACAACCACAUACAAGUAUGAAUGUUGACAUUACUGACUUAAAAAUUUUGAAAGUGUCAUUAUCUACUGCUCUACUCUUCCAUUUACCUCACUCGUCUUCUACUCAAUUGUCUUUUUUCUGCUUUUUUGCAGCUUUAAAGUUUUGAUGUUGUACCAGUGUUAAAAUAAUCUUCGUUAUCAUCUCUUUCUAAUAACAUUUUAGCUAGUUCUUUAUAUAUUACUGGUUUUGAAGGUCAAUACGUAAAAAAUACUUGCUAACUUUGAAAUAAGUACCGUAAGAUCGAAAAAACAGCGUCAAAUUGGCUUGGAAAGAUAGAUAUAAUUUUACAUAUAGAAUGACAAUGAUAUUCAUUUCUAAGCCAACUCUGACGUCUUUUUUUUCGAUAUGAGUAUUUAUCAACCAUUUCGGCAUUAAAAUAUAAAAUGCAAUAAUAAUUCCGGAAUUAAAUAUAUCUAAGAGAACAUACCUUUUUUUUUAUGGAUGUAAGAAUAAAAUCGAAAAUAGAUAUUUUUUUAAAGUAGUUCAAAUGUAUCAUUGGACGCGGGCGUUUAUUGAACAGAUAUAAUAAUAAUUUGAAGUAUUUAAUCAUAUUAUAUAAGUAUAUUUAGGAUAUAAUUAGCGUUUUUCAAAAUAUACAAAUUUAUUUUUUAGUUUUAAUUCAUUUUCAUUUCAUUUAAUCAGUUUUAUUGAUUAAACCUAGGCAUGUAUUUUUUUAUUCAAUAUUUUUAUUUUUUAUAUUCCUCUACCAUAUAAAUAAAUUAAGCAUGAAAUUAUUCUAGACAUACUUUGUAUAGUUAGGAGAACAAACUUUUAUAAAUGAUAUUGUAAAUAGUUAUUGUGAUAUUAUUAUUAGGUAAUAAAAUGA